GAUGGGAUAGUCCUCGGAGCAGAUACGAGAGCAACUGAGGGCAUGGUCGUUGCUGACAAGAACUGCUCAAAAAUACACUUCAUUUCCCCUAACAUCUACUGUUGUGGUGCUGGAACAGCUGCAGAUACUGAUAUGACAACCCAGCUGAUUUCUUCUAAUCUGGAGCUCCAUUCCCUCUCCACUGGACGACUUCCAAGAGUUGUCACAGCUAAUCGAAUGCUAAAGCAAAUGCUUUUCAGGUAUCAAGGCUACAUUGGUGCUGCCCUGGUUUUAGGGGGAGUAGAUGUCACGGGACCUCACCUGUACAGCAUUUAUCCCCAUGGAUCGACUGACAAACUGCCCUACGUUACCAUGGGUUCUGGAUCGCUAGCAGCUAUGGCAGUAUUCGAAGAUAAAUACAAACCGGACAUGGAGGAAGAGGAAGCCAAACAGCUUGUGCGAGAUGCCAUCGCAGCCGGCAUCUACAACGACCUGGGCUCCGGCAGCAACAUCGAUAUCUGCGUUAUAAGCAAGAACAAGUUGGAUUUUCUCCGUCCGUAUGAUGUGGCCAACAGAAAGGGGGACAGGUAUGGGAGAUACAAGUGUGAAAAAGGAACGACUGCUGUGCUCACAGAAAAUGUGGCACACCUGGAGAUUGAGGUGGUGGAUGAAACCGUACAAACCAUGGACACGUCCUGA
Pterocles gutturalis (yellow-throated sandgrouse) is the source of this 678-nucleotide messenger RNA. It is a transcript of the gene PSMB7, whose product is annotated as proteasome (prosome, macropain) subunit, beta type, 7. Gene Ontology annotation, cellular component: proteasome core complex. The annotation marks the transcript as partial. Lineage: Eukaryota; Metazoa; Chordata; Aves; Pterocliformes; Pteroclidae. The record is from RefSeq and is a predicted model, not a curated record. The transcript is spliced from 6 exons.